UGGCGGGCUCCGCGGUGAUCCAUUCUCUCGGCGCUCGACUAGUCGGCGCUGCUGCUGCUGCCGCCGCUGAAGGAGGGGCAAAGCUCAAGAUGGCGGACAAAACGCCAGGCGGGUCGCAGAAGGCCAGUUCAAAGACAAGAUCAUCAGAUGUUCAUUCAUCUGGAUCUUCAGAUGCACAUAUGGAUGCCUCCGGACCCUCAGAUAGUGAUAUGCCAAGUCGGACACGACCUAAGAGCCCAAGGAAACAUAAUUAUAGGAAUGAAAGUGCCCGUGAAAGCCUUUGUGAUUCUCCUCACCAGAAUAUCUCAAGACCUCUUCUAGAAAACAAACUUAAAGCAUUCAGUAUUGGAAAAAUGAGUACAGCUAAGCGAACUUUAAGUAAGAAGGAACAAGAAGAAUUGAAGAAAAAGGAGGAUGAAAAGGCUGCUGCUGAGAUUUAUGAGGAAUUUCUUGCUGCUUUUGAAGGAAGUGAUGGUAAUAAAGUGAAGACAUUUGUGCGUGGAGGUGUUGUUAAUGCAGCUAAAGAAGAACAUGAAACAGAUGAGAAAAGAGGCAAAAUCUAUAAGCCAUCUUCAAGAUUUGCAGAUCAAAAAAACCCUCCGAAUCAGUCAUCCAGUGAAAGACCACCAUCUCUUCUGGUGAUAGAAACCAAAAAACCUCCACUGAAGAAAGGGGAGAAAGAAAAGAAAAAAAGCAAUUUGGAACUCUUCAAAGAAGAAUUGAAACAAAUUCAAGAAGAGCGUGAUGAGAGACAUAAGACAAAAGGCAGGUUAAGUCGAUUUGAGCCUCCUCAGUCAGAUUCUGAUGGUCAGCGGCGUUCCAUGGAUGCGCCUUCAAGAAGAAAUAGAUCAUCUGUUCUUGAUGAUUAUGCACCUGGAUCACAUGAUGUGGGAGAUCCAAGCACUACUAAUUUAUACCUUGGAAACAUUAAUCCACAGAUGAAUGAAGAAAUGCUGUGCCAAGAAUUUGGAAGAUUUGGACCAUUAGCCAGUGUGAAAAUCAUGUGGCCUAGAACUGACGAGGAAAGAGCAAGAGAGAGAAAUUGUGGCUUUGUGGCCUUUAUGAAUAGAAGAGAUGCUGAAAGAGCUUUAAAAAAUUUAAAUGGGAAGAUGAUUAUGUCUUUUGAAAUGAAGUUAGGUUGGGGUAAAGCUGUGCCUAUUCCUCCACAUCCAAUAUACAUUCCGCCUUCUAUGAUGGAACAUACGCUCCCCCCACCUCCAUCAGGACUGCCUUUUAAUGCGCAGCCUAGAGAGCGAUUAAAAAACCCCAAUGCUCCCAUGUUACCGCCACCGAAAAACAAGGAGGAUUUUGAGAAGACUCUGUCGCAAGCCAUAGUCAAAGUGGUUAUCCCAACAGAAAGGAAUUUGCUCGCCCUGAUACAUCGAAUGAUAGAGUUUGUUGUACGUGAAGGGCCAAUGUUUGAAGCUAUGAUUAUGAACAGAGAAAUCAACAAUCCCAUGUUCAGAUUCUUAUUUGAAAACCAGACACCAGCCCAUGUUUACUAUAGGUGGAAGCUUUAUUCUAUUCUGCAGGGAGAUUCUCCAACUAAGUGGCGGACGGAAGAUUUUCGUAUGUUCAAAAAUGGAUCUUUUUGGAGGCCACCACCAUUAAAUCCAUACCUGCAUGGGAUGUCAGAAGAGCAAGAAACAGAAGCUUUUGUAGAGGAACCUAGUAAAAAGGGAGCACUUAAGGAAGAACAGAGGGACAAAUUAGAAGAAAUCUUGCGGGGGUUAACUCCAAGGAAAAAUGAUAUUGGAGAUGCAAUGGUUUUCUGUCUUAAUAACGCUGAAGCUGCUGAAGAAAUAGUGGAUUGCAUUACUGAGUCAUUGUCGAUCUUAAAGACACCCCUUCCCAAAAAGAUUGCCAGAUUAUAUUUGGUUUCUGAUGUUUUGUACAAUUCUUCAGCAAAAGUUGCCAAUGCUUCAUAUUAUAGAAAAUUUUUUGAAACAAAGUUAUGUCAGAUAUUUUCAGACCUCAAUGCUACCUAUCGUACUAUUCAAGGACAUUUACAGUCUGAAAACUUUAAGCAACGGGUAAUGACCUGCUUCAGAGCAUGGGAAGAUUGGGCAAUUUAUCCAGAACCAUUUUUGAUCAAACUACAAAAUAUUUUCUUAGGACUUGUAAAUAUUAUUGAAGAAAAGGAAACAGAGGAUGUACCAGAUGACCUUGAUGGGGCCCCUAUUGAGGAAGAGCUUGAUGGUGCACCUUUAGAAGAUGUGGAUGGAAUUCCUAUUGAUGCUACUCCCAUCGAUGAUCUUGAUGGAGUCCCUAUAAAGAGUUUUGAUGAUGAUCUUGAUGGAGUGCCUCUGGAUGCGACUGAAGAUUCAAAGAAGAAUGAGCCUAUAUUUAAAGUUGCCCCAUCAAAAUGGGAAGCUGUAGAUGAAUCUGAGUUGGAAGCACAGGCUGUUACAACUUCUAAAUGGGAGUUAUUUGACCAGCAUGAAGAAUCAGAAGAAGAAGAAAAUCAAAAUCAAGAAGAAGAAAGUGAAGAUGAAGAAGAUACUCAGAGUUCCAAAUCCGAAGAACAUCACGUGUACUCUAAUCCAAUCAAAGAAGAAAUGACUGAGUCCAAGUUCUCCAAGUACUCUGAAAUGAGUGAGGAAAAACGAGCCAAACUUCGUGAAAUUGAGCUCAAAGUUAUGAAGUUUCAAGAUGAAUUGGAAUCUGGAAAAAGACCUAAAAAACCAGGCCAGAGCUUUCAGGAGCAAGUAGAACACUACAGAGAUAAACUUCUUCAACGAGAGAAAGAGAAAGAAUUAGAAAGAGAACGAGAAAGAGAUAAGAAGGAUAAAGAAAAAUUGGAAUCUCGAUCCAAAGACAAGAAAGAAAAAGAUGAGUGUACUCCAACAAGGAAAGAAAGGAAAAGGCGACACAGUACGUCCCCUAGCCCAUCUCGCAGUAGCAGUGGUAGACGAGUGAAGUCCCCAUCACCAAAGUCGGAGCGAUCAGAGCGUUCAGAAAGAUCUCAUAAAGAGAGCUCCCGGUCCAGGUCAUCUCACAAAGAUUCUCCUAGAGAUGUUAGCAAAAAGGCCAAAAGAUCACCAUCUGGUUCAAGGACACCUAAAAGGUCUAGGCGAUCACGGUCUAGAUCCCCUAAAAAAUCAGGGAAGAAAUCCAGAUCCCAGUCCCGAUCUCCACACAGGUCUCAUAAAAAGUCAAAGAAAAACAAACACUGACAUACAUUUUUAAGAUGCUGUCACUUAUUGGAAAUGCGAUUUUGUUUUGUGCCUGAACGGUCUGUUUUAAAAAAAAAUCAAAUGAAAAGAGCAUUCCUGGGGUUUUUGUUUAUUUGUGAACGCAUGUGUAAACUCAUGAGUAACUGCAUCUGUAGACCUGUCAUUGUUUUAUAUUGUGUAAAUUACUUUCGUUGUGGCUGUUCUCAAGAUGAAAUUUUUAUUGUGGUAAUGAAUUUCAUCAGAAAUGUGUAUAAUGGAUCUGCUGGCAGUAGUAGUAUUUUGUUUUAGGAUGCUGUGACUUAGCAAAACUAAUACAGAUGUCUUCCCCUAUUUUGUAGCUUUGACAAUUUGAAUUAGAUUUCAAAUAAAAUCUGAAGAGAAAACCAUAUGUUGUUUUUUUGCCCCAUUGGUGACAUCAAGUCCUGUCCAGUCCUACUAAGUGAGUUUAGCACUUCUGUUGUGUUUCUAUACUGAACACACUUUACAAGCUCCAUUGUUCAAGCAGCUCAAGUUUUCUGUUUGCUAAGAUGACUAUAAAAGUUAGGGAACCUGAGACUCCUUUUUGGUAGGUUUACCAACCGAUUUCUUUGGUAAGGUUCUCUUGGGUAACACUAGUACCCAGAGAUCAAAAGACGAGGGGAAUGUGGCAUGGUCUAUUGUUAAUGGGAGGCCUGGCUAAAAUUCUUUUCCUUUUCUUCAAAGAAGCAAUAUGACUUAAAUACACUCAACCUAUGUCCUGAGCAACUACUUAUUAUUGGGGAACUAUUAAAUCUCCAUCUUCUGAUUUCAUUUGUCACGAAAGAAGUUUAUUGUAAAAGACUUUUUCUACCAAGAGUUGGCCAUAGAAUUAGUUGUCUGAUAGUUGCCUUUUACAACCCUCUGUAGGCUGUCUUCAAACCCUGGCAUGAGUAUAUUUCUACAAGGUUCUGUUUAAAGCACCUUUUUUGCUUUGUUUUUUGUUUUGUUUUUUAAAAAAGAGUUAGUUUUAGCUUUAAGUAAAAUUUAAAAAUAAAAUAGUUUUAAGGCAACUUAACAUUCAGUGGUUUGUGAAUUCAAGGUGCAGAAAAUUGAUUUAAACCAUUUGCAGCGUUGAACUCUGUUUUGCAGGUGGCAGAAACCUUGCUGCUGUCUGAGGAAGAAGUAAGAGACCUUGUAUGAUGUUGACCUCAGUAUUGCUAUAAAAAUAAUGGAAUAAAGGGCUGUGUUACUUGAAUUGACACUGUUCCUUUUGAAUCUGCCUCCGUUUCUCCUUUAGGCACUUUAUACUGGGGUUUGAUGGGGUUUCCCCCCUUAAAAGAGAGAGUAGAAAACUAUUCCCAAUAAUGGGUUGUUUUGAAUUAGCUUGCUUUUAAAAAAUAUCUUCUCAAGUUGUUUUACUUAAUCUUGCCUAGUCACAAAAUAAAAUAAGCUGACCCAUUUUGGGAGAGUUAGGUACCUUAGCUGAGCAGCGAGGGGGGGGCAUGCUGUUUCCUAACUGGGCAAACCUGUAAUCGCUUUAGAAAUGAGCCAAUCAGAUUGUGUUAUUUAGUGGUUCUUACCCACAUGCAAUAUUGCUUGGAAGCUAUUCUUUUAUUGUUCGCUCUUUUGUUUGUCCAUAUUCUUAGGAUAUGUUAAUUUCUAAAUGUUGCUCAGAAUAAACAUGAAUAUUUGGUGCUGGUUUUUAAAAACCUACAAAUAUAGCCAUUUUUAAAGUUAAGUGUUUUUCUUUGUUCAUUGCCUAAGUGAAUGGACUUUUAUAUAAUUACCUUUUUUUUUGCAAAAAUAAUAAUGUUGAGUUUCUACUGAUUUGGGCAUUCCAUCAUUCUCUGGUAUCUAGUAUAGACCUAGAAAUAGUCAGGUAAUGAUUUUGCCAGUCAAGUUACAAGGAAUGCUUAUUUCUCCGUCUUUUAAAAAAAUAUCCUGGAGAAGUAGGAGUGAGUAGAAAUUGUUAGGUCAGUUGUGGUUGCUUGUUUGUAGCAUUUUUUUUUUUUUUACUGCAGUAGGAUUUAGCCGUUCUUUUCAUGUGGAUCCAGAUUUGGUGAAUGUUGUUUAUAUCACAGUGGGUAAUGACUGGCUUCCUUUUGGGUGGAUGGGUGGGGCUUGCUUUGGCUCGAUGAAUAUGUAUUCUCUGAAGUUUGUCAAUGUGUGUAUUAGAUUGUAUUGGAGUUUUUUUUUUCUGGAAUUGGAAAUAAUAUUGUUAGAUAGGUUAUUUUCAGUUUUACUUAAUGAGAAAAUACCUAAAGUAAGCCUAUUGAAUUUUCCCUGGAUUCUAUGAAAGUUUAAUGGAUCAGAAAUUGGAGAAUAGUGAGGAGAUAUUGUACCAUAUUUUUAUAAUAGCAUAUUAUUCAUGUUUUCUAUCUAAAGAACACUCUUAAUUGGAUAGCAAAAUUUCUACAGGUUGACUACAGGAAAUGCCCGGUUCCGGCUUUGUAGUAGACAGUCUCCUUCCAUAGCUGUAUAUAAGAGGAAAUCCCAUUGUCUGCUCUUCCAAAGGGCACAGUGUAAGCCCUUUACUCUCUAACCUAACGUUUAUAAACAGGGAUUCCUUACCAGCUUGAUGUCGCCUAAUCUCCCUCUCUUCUACAGGUGAGAGAAAGUAAAUGGUAGUCUGUUUCUUACCAAAGAGAGACCUGUGAUGGAAAGAAUCAUGUUUGGGAAUUGUUUUUUGACAUGUAUUUACUUAUUGUUAGUAAGUGUAUGGGCAUCUCUGAACUGUAACGUGUUGAGAACUUAGAGAUUAAAGAACUAAACAAAAAGCCCUGACCCCAAAGAAUGCUCUUAUUUGUCUCAGAAUGUUUUUGGCUUUUAAUCUAAAAUUGGUGGAAGUUGUUAUACCCUGACCUAAUUUUUCUUUAUUGCAGACCAUUCCUGUGGGUUUACCCUAAGAUUUUUAUCCUAAUUAAAAGAUCUCAGAGGGAGGAAAUAUUUGUAUCCCCCCAAUACACAUUUUAGUAUUCUUGAGCACUUGAAAAUGUUUUUAAGAAAUUCAAUCAUGAUCUAAUUUAGGUUUAUUAGAAAUAUUCUGUACACAUUUGCCUUUGUGGUGGUGUAGGUUCUAAAAAAUUAUAUGGCCAUGGUAAUAGUUUAUCAUUUGAUUAUUCAAAAUGAGAGCAAAU
Molossus molossus (Pallas's mastiff bat) is the source of this 6271-nucleotide messenger RNA. RefSeq names its product U2 snRNP associated SURP domain containing (gene U2SURP). Gene Ontology annotation, molecular function: RNA binding. The coding region runs from base 90 to 3176 and encodes 1028 amino acids. The transcript is spliced from 28 exons. Gene Ontology annotation, cellular component: nucleus. NCBI's taxonomy places the organism in Eukaryota, Metazoa, Chordata, Mammalia, Chiroptera, Molossidae. The record is from RefSeq and is a predicted model, not a curated record. Gene Ontology annotation, biological process: RNA processing.